This is a messenger RNA of Macrosteles quadrilineatus (aster leafhopper), 5831 nucleotides long. RefSeq names its product putative neural-cadherin 2. Gene Ontology annotation, biological process: homophilic cell-cell adhesion. Gene Ontology annotation, cellular component: plasma membrane; catenin complex. NCBI's taxonomy places the organism in Eukaryota, Metazoa, Arthropoda, Insecta, Hemiptera, Cicadellidae. The transcript is spliced from 27 exons. Gene Ontology annotation, molecular function: calcium ion binding; cadherin binding. Bases 51 to 5183 code for a protein of 1710 amino acids. The record is from RefSeq and is a predicted model, not a curated record.
GAGGUGACGCGUCGUAGUUAUCAAUGUGCGAAUAACUAGUGAAUUUACUCAUGGUGGACCCGCUGAAAGUACUUUGGGUGUUGACUAACAGCACCUAUCUAGUGAGCAAGUUAUUCAAAUCCGGUGGAUCAGAAAGUGAAGACUCGCCGUACUUCGAGAAGUCUCUUUACACAGUUCAGGUGAAGGAAAAUGAGGAACUGCGCCAACCUAUUAUUGCUGUCAAGGCAGAAAACCAUGACGAAGCAUCGUCUGUACGAUACGAGAUCGCAGGCGGUAACGUAGGAGGUGUGUUUGAGAUCAACCAAGAGAAUGGAGCCGUCUCCCUUGGAGCCCCUCUGGACUACGAGUCUAGGAAAAAGUACGAUCUUCGAUUAUCGGUGACUGAUGGUGAGUCAGUGAGUUACACGACUCUACAAGUGACCGUGUUAGAUGUAAACGACCAUCCCCCAGUGUUUGAACACCCGUCGUACCGCGCCACUGUGCUGGAAGAAGAGAAAGAAGGGCUACCUGCGAAGAUACUGCAGGUAAACGUGACGGAUGCCGAUGUAGAUAGACCAAAGGAUGUUGUGUAUUUCCUCACUGGUCCGGGUGUGGAUGCUGACGAACCGUCCAGUGGAAAGUUCUCAAUAAAUAAAACCUCGGGAGAGGUAUAUGUGCUCAAGCCCCUGGACCGCGACUUGCCCCAUGGUCGGCCGCAGUGGAGGUUUACAGUGUUUGCUCAGGACGAGGGGGGUGACGGCCUUGUGGGGUACGCCGACAUCACCGUCAACCUUAAAGAUGUCAACGACAAUGCGCCUGUAUUCCCUCAGCCUCUCAGCGUGGCCAACAUAACUGAGAACGGCACAGCAGGUAUCAUAGUCCUAGCCAUGUCUGCAAUUGACUACGAUGACCCGGCGGAGGGUGGAAAUGCUCAAAUAGUUUACAACAUUGAGAAGAACGUGUUAGACGAAGAGACAGGAACGCCGAUUUUCACCAUUGAGCCAAGAUCGGGACUCAUUACGACAAAGAUAUGUUGCCUUGACCGAGAAAAAACUCCGGACUAUACACUACAGGUUGUAGCAAUGGACGGAGGAGGACUAAAGGGUACAGGAACGGUAUCAAUAUUAGUGACAGAUAUAAACGACAUGCCGCCAUCUUUUACCAAGGACGAGUGGACUACUGAGGUCCUCGAGUCACUGGAAGGGGAAAUACCUGACUACACUGUUUUAACUGUAAACGUUGUAGACCAGGACGAGAAUAACGACUUUUACUAUCACGUAGUGGAAGGCAGUGGACCUGGUACAGACAGGUUUACCAUGGUUCGUAAUGCAGAUGGCACUGGUUCUCUUAAGGUGGUAAAACCUUUAGACUUCGAGGAUCCUUUACAGUCGCAGGGCUUCCGGUUCAAAAUACAGGUGAAUGACCAGGGACCGAACAGAACCCAAGGGAGUUACCAUUCAGCGCACUCAUGGGUCGUGGUCAGACUGAUAGACAUAAACGACAACCCACCUAAGUUUGACAAGUCCAGUUCUGAGGUGUCACUCCAGGAGGGUGUGGCAUUGGGUACCCUAGUGGACAUCUUCCCGGCGAGGGACCCUGACCAGCGGGGACAGGCGAGGGUAGUGUACGGCAUCGGCCAUCGCAGUGAUCCCAGGAGGCACUUCCACAUCAGCCAGGAGGGGAGGGUCACCGUCCAACGUCCUUUGGAUAGGGAGACGACGCCGAUCCAUAAGUUGCUAAUAACUGCGAAAGACGAUGGGGAUCCUGCACUAACGGCAACAGCUACUCUCACUGUCAGAGUCUUGGACGUCAACGAUAACGCCCCACAGAUGUUGAAGGACUACGCCCCCGUGGUGUUGGAGAACUCUUCUCCAGGGGUCUUCCUAGAGGUCUUUGCCCGCGACGUAGAUGACUCCGCCAAGGGCAACGGACCUCCUUACACUUUUCAUCUGGACCCAGCGGCCAACUCAACCUUGGGAAGCUUGUUUUCUGUUGAACCUAAUCCAAUGGGGGAUGAAGGGCGAGGCACAGCCAUCAUAUCUACUCUCAAAACCUUGGACCGAGAACAACAGAAACUCUACCUUCUACCCUUAGUCAUUCAAGACUCUGGAGAUCCAGUGAUGAGUGCCACCUCCACUCUAACAGUCGUGGUCGGCGACCUCAACGACAACCCUAUGUCUCCAGGAAACACUCACAUACACGUCUACAGGCUACAGGGAAGUGAAAAGGACAUGGAAAUUGGUCGAGUGUAUACAGAGGACCCGGACGACUGGGACCUUCCGGACAAAACGUUCUCCUGGAUGUCCAAGGCCCCGGGAUUCCGUCUGGACCAGGACACAGGGGGACUCCGGAUGUCUAGGGACACUCGGCCAGGGGUACACCAUAUGUCUGCUAGAGUCAGGGACGCCAGACACCCUCUGAGACCAACUGUGGUCUGUAACGUCACCGUCUCCGUGGAAGACAUCUCUAAGGAAGACGUUGCUAACUCAGGGGUAGUCACUCUGGCUGGAGUCAGCGAGGUUAACUUUAUCAAGACUACUAACACGAGUCAACCAAGCCCAAUUGAGGCAUUUCGCGCCACAACUGCUAGUAUACUGCAGACUCGUACUUCUAGUGUCACAGUCUUCAGCAUCCAAAGCAGGGAUCGUUUCCCUCCUCAAACUGAUGUCAGAUUCUUCGUCAAAGAAAACUCAACAUACUUCAAACCUGUCAGAUUGCAUGGACUACUGCUGAUGCAUAGAUAUAUUUUAGAAAGUGCCCUUGGCUGUAGAGUGUCCUCUGUAGGAGAUUUCCCCUGUACCUCAGAGUCACUGUGUGAUGACGCCACAGGCUGCUCGUCCUCUGUCUCAGUGACGUCACUACCUCAUGUGGUUGACGCUAACUCCACCAUGGUCACUGGUCCUCGUCUAGACGUUACUGUGAGGUGUUCAUGUGCUGCAAGGGAUUACAUCACACGAUACAGCUGUAGUAACACACCUUGCCUCAACGGUGGUGUAUGUGUGGACACGAGGCAUGGCCCUAGAUGUACCUGCCCAGAGUACCACGACGGUCCACGCUGCCAGCAGUACAUCAAGGGGUUCCAUGAUGGCUGGGCGUGGUAUCCAGGUCUGCAGGUUUGUGGAAACUCACACUUGAGUCUGGAACUUCUGACUGACAAGAGCGAGGGACUGCUGCUGUAUAAUGGUCCUCUUGGUCCAACUAAUGGCCAAAGUCUUGUGACAGAUUUCAUCUCGCUGGAGAUUGUUGAAGGGUGUCCUCGACUGUUACUCGACCUUGGUUCAGGGACUGUUAAUCUGACACUUCCUACUAGGCUCGAUGAUGGAGAGUGGCAUCGCCUUGAUGUAUUCUGGGAUACUGAGGAGGUCCGGUUGCUGGCCGACCACUGUAAAGGACGCAACGCUACUUCCCCAGGUGACCGAAGUACGACCCCUUUGGACCGUGAGUGGUCUGACUGUCUUACAUCCACGUAUCUACCUCCGUUCAGCUCCCAGCUCAACGUUAACUCUCCCCUGCAGCUAGGAGGUUGGUAUGUACAACCCUUCCAGCCUAGAGAGUACAACUGGACCCAGGGACCCGAUGGAGUCAGCUUCCAUGGCUGCCUUCGCAAUGUUAUGUUCAAUGAAGAGAUAGUGGACCUUGCAGCCCCCGCACUGUCCCAGGGUACGCACUCUGGUUGUUCCCUCACCCAACAGCUCUGUAGCUCUAGCUGCUCACCCUGGAGCGAUUGUGAGGCAUCGCUCAGCGGAGGUUCUAAAUGUAGAUGUAGACCAGGAUACACUGGGUUGUCCUGCUCCUCGCCCACCGUCCCUGCUAGCCUGUUGGACCGAGGGUACAUAAAGUACGCCCUCAGCUUCGAGCCCGACCCGUACUCGACAACUCUGCAACUCAGGUUCCGCACCAGAGACCCUGCAGGAGAGUUGUUUAGGCUGGUCGACCAGAGGCAGAGGGAGUACAUUAUCCUCGAGAUAAACAAGAGGAACAUUCAAGCAAGGAUGAACCUCAAUAGCAUGAAGCCCAAGGAAAUAAUUAUUUCACUGUCGCAUGUUAACGUGUCUGACGGUAGAUGGCAUGUGGUUAAGAUGGUACGACACGGGUCUUCCAUCUCUCUCCGGCUCGAUGGAGGAGAAGGUAGAAAUAUCAACGAGAGCUUUGUGUUUACUGGGCAUCAGCUGAUAACUGUUGAUAAGCAAGAGGGUGUUUAUGCGGGAGGACCACCGGAGCAUAUGGCGGGGAAAAAUGUCGUCUUAGCCUAUCUCAGUGAAGGUUGUCUGGACGAUGUUCGACUAGAUGGUCACCCCCUCCCACUACCUCCCUCUACCAACGGGUCCCAGUGGGCCCAGGUGGCCGCCUCCCAAGGUCUAGAGGCUCACUGUCACUCCAGGAAUGUCUGUGUAGACGUCAAAUGUCCCGACACGUACCUGUGCCGAGAUACAUGGAACGAUUAUGUCUGCGAAUGCGGUGAGGGCAAGACUGUUUCCCUGGACGGCAGGAUCUGUGAAGACAUAGAUGAGUGCCUAGGUUCUCCAUGUCUCAAUGGAGGUGUCUGUGUGAACCAAGACACUGGGACGAGGUCCUCCUUGGGGUAUCGCUGUGACUGUCCAGACGGUUUCUGGGGUCAGAAAUGUGAACUGCUGCAGGAGAGACAGUCCAUGAGGAUUGGACUUGGAGCCCUAUUCACAAUUGUUGGCUGUGUUCUUUUUAUACUAGUUCUAAUAGCUUUAUUCGUGGCGUACACACGACGCCGAGAUGCCACUUCCAUCAAGAAGACCUCUGAUGAUGACGUCAGAGAGAAUAUCAUCAGUUACAAUGAUGAGGGUGGAGGACAAGACGACCUCAACGCUUUCGAUCUUCUCCCGCUCAACUCGUCCGCACCCGGCAAUGCGGCAAUGGUCAGGACGAGCAACAAAAAACUUCAAGUGCCCGAGUUGAUAGAAGAGACUAGCCUAGAGUCGAGGAUAGAAGGAAGGCGUAAACGAGAGGACGUUGACCCCAGCGAGCCAAUGGGAGACGACUUGAGGAGUUACGCUUUCGAGGGAUGUUGUGAAAGUGUUGUUGGGUCUCUGUCGUCGCUGGAGUCUUGUGCAGACCCUGACGAGCCAGUCAGGUACGUCAUGUUGGGUCCAAGGUUUGCCAGACUGGUCAGCAUAUACUCAUCUGCACAAACUCAAUCUACAACGGAGGGUGUCUUAGAGGCAACUGUAUAGUGAAUAUUCCUAAUAUUUGGAUACAUCAAAUUGCUUCAAACGUUAAAAUGAUCAAAAGACGGAUGUGCUUCAAUUUUAAACUCCUCUUUGGAUUUUAUUUUACUGGGGACACUUAAUGAAUACAUAUAUUUUACUAUUAGAUCAUUGAGUUUUAAGUAAAUUAAUAGUACUUUAUUUUACAACUACUACCUAUGUAAACUACAAAUUAUUAAUUACUUUACGAAUAAGUUCGCAUAAUUUGAUAUCUCAGCGUAUAUUCUCGUUAAAGGUGAUGUUGUUAAGGUCAACAAAUGUUAAAUUAACACAUGUUUGAGCUGUAAUUUAAAAAUCUAUAUCUUGUUAACUUCAACAAAUAAAAUAAAAAUUGUAAUGUUUCAGCUUUAAUUAUUGAAAGGUUUUCUCGUGUGCGGUUGAAACAGUGCUACUACUAUUUUUAAACAAUUCAUAUUUCAUAGUUUGAUAUAUAAUCUGAUUAUAAAUUUGAAAUGUGUUCAAACAAUAAAAAAUAGACAAGUAACCAAACAGAUUAAAUGGAAUAAACAAUGUGUUGAAAUUUGUUUACUUCCUGCAUGAAAUGCAUUAUUACAAUGUUUGAAAGAAUGUAAUUAUGUAAAUAUAUUCUGUAAAAUAAUGUUUGUAACAUUUAAA